UCAACGGGCCCGCAACGGUCACACUGCUGACGUGUUUCUAACGAAUCCAAACACGAAUCCACCAGAAACCCCCAAUACACCGCCCGCUUGCCGCCUGCCGCCCGUCGCCCGCGACGUUGCAACAUAGUUUUCACCGCAAGCGGUGCCCCACACGCACGGACACGGAACAAGAACUGAUUUGAGGCAGAACCCAGUCAGCAAUCCCGGAGAAACCGAGCAGCAUCUAGGAGGCAGAUCUACACGACUCGAUCAGCUGGCUUGUAAAAUCGAAAGAAGCCCUUUGACUCCUGACUCGAACUUUGGGUCAAGCGGAGAGCGAACAAAGGCAAUUCGGAAAUAUAUAAAGCUAGCUGCUGCUGCUGGUGGCCCAGGCGAGGAUCGAGUCCGAUCCCCCCAAUACAGUGUGAGAGACAAAGAGAGAGAGAGGCGGCGGCGAAUUGUAGCCGUGGCCAGCGCGACAGCGAGCGAGUUCCACGGAGAAACCUCGUAACCAGACACAAGCGAAGCCAUGGCGCUGCUAACCAUGAUUGCCCGGGUCAUCGACGGCCUGCCGCUGGUGGGGACCAUGCAGGAUGACGAGCAGAGCGGUCGCAGCAUAUUGGACUAUCAGAACCAGGCCAAGAUGCUCUUCCGAAAGCUGGGCACGCAUUCGCCAGCUCGCAGCAGCAUCGAAACCGGACCCUACCUAUUCCACUACCUUAUUGAGAACGAUGUCUGCUACCUGGUAAUGGUGGACAAGAUGUACUCGAAGCGACUGGCCUUCAAUUAUCUGGAAGAUCUGGCCCAGGAGUUCCAUGCCAACUAUGGCAGGCGUGUCAAUUCGGUGACGCGGCCAUACGCCUUCAUUGAAUUCGACGUGUACAUACAGAAGGCGAAAAAGCAGCUGACCGACCGCAGGCGCAACAUCAGUAACAUUAACACACAGCUGCAGGAUGUGCAGCGAAUCAUGGUGCAGAACAUUGACGAUGUGCUCCAGCGCGGCACAGUGCUGGCGGAGCUCGACACAAAGACCCAGAACCUAUCGAUGAUGUCGCAGAAGUACAAGAAGGACGCCAAGCUGCUCAACCGUAAAUCCAUGUACGUGAAGGCAGCCGUCGUGGGCAUACUGUUCAUCGUGUUCAUCAUGUACUUCUGGGUUCUGUAAUAUUCGCCGGCAGCUCCACGCUCCACUAGUGUGCCACUCGGAGCGGUGCAUGUCGGACGUCGACGUCAUAGACGGAAGGCGGCAAGACAUUUGGAGAGCCGCCAGUACACCUGUACACAUGUACACCCCAACACACACACACACACACACACACACACGCAUAUAUAUAUAUGUUUAAUUCAUAGGCAGACAUGGAAAAGCGAAGAAAACUUAGGAGCAAAACACACUUCUGACACGCGCACUGCUUCCGAGGCUUAUUUAAUUUCUAAACUUUACUUACAUUUUUGUUGUGUUUCCGGUCUGGGAUUCCAUUAACUAUUAAGCACGGAGCCCUGGUCUCCUCGCCCUUGCUCAUUUCUUUUUCUACUCUUAUUUCUCAACAAGCUUUAUGUUUACCCAAAUCUUUGUGCAGGUUUUUCUGACUUAAUUGUUUUGAUUACUUUUUUAGUUAAAUUUCAAGCUGCAACCUUUGAGCCUGCAAUGACAUACAAAAUUAAAUUAAAUUUUAAAAGAUUGUAAAUUAUAAAUGCAAAAAAUGAUCCGUAAAAGUGUGUGCGUGUACAUGUUUAGAUUGUAAUCGGAAUCGCUAUGGAGCGAUCUGUUCGAUGGGUGAUUGAUAUAAAACAAAAGAAAAACACAUAAAAUAAACAUAGCAAAGAAAACGAAAGGGAAUGAUCAGUUUUAGGCAAUUUAUAUGAAUAAAAUUAAGGCAAAUAAAUCAAUUUACAUUGUUUAAUAAAAAGACAAAAACACCGAGUAACCAA
This is a messenger RNA of Drosophila serrata, 1908 nucleotides long. It is a transcript of the gene Sec22, whose product is annotated as vesicle-trafficking protein SEC22. Gene Ontology annotation, molecular function: SNAP receptor activity. The record is from RefSeq and is a predicted model, not a curated record. NCBI's taxonomy places the organism in Eukaryota, Metazoa, Arthropoda, Insecta, Diptera, Drosophilidae. Gene Ontology annotation, biological process: endoplasmic reticulum to Golgi vesicle-mediated transport; retrograde vesicle-mediated transport, Golgi to endoplasmic reticulum.